Molecule: messenger RNA, 507 nt
Organism: Ornithorhynchus anatinus (platypus)
Lineage: Eukaryota; Metazoa; Chordata; Mammalia; Monotremata; Ornithorhynchidae
Gene: FAM241A
Product: family with sequence similarity 241 member A
Exons: 2
Coding region: 27-374 (115 amino acids)
Cellular component (GO): intracellular membrane-bounded organelle
Source: RefSeq, a predicted model, not a curated record
GCAGGAGCGGCCGGAGGAGGCGCGGGAUGAGCGGGGUCGGGGAGCCGCAGCCCCAGGCCGGGCCCGGCCCGGAGCCCCCCCCGGAGCCCCCCCCGGAGCGCCCCCGCCUGCAGCUGCAGGAUACCCAGGAUACUCAGGAACUGCCAGACCAGUCCAUGGAGCCUGUUAUAGAUGACUAUAAGAAGAUGGGAACUCUUUUUGGUGAACUCAAUAAAAGCCUGAUCAGCAUGGGUUUCACGAGGAUGUAUUUUGGAGAACGGAUUGUGGAACCAGUAAUAGUCAUUUUCUUCUGGCUUAUGCUCUGGUUCCUUGGCUUUCAAGCUCUUGGACUAGUGGCUGUCCUCUGUCUUGUCAUUAUUUAUGUGCAACAGUAAAAAUGGCUAAAUGACCUGUGGUUUGACACCCGGUAACCAUGCUAUGUGAUGGUGAAUCUAUGUAUUUAAGUAAGUAACCCCUGCAGAAGAUGGCUUUUUUCCAACUGUGUGACUCGAUCAUGUCGUAAUUAAC